AGUUUUAGUACCAAAAUAUAUUCACGUUAAUCUCUAAUUAUUUCUACAAGAAUUGUAUUUACAACAUAUUUACAUAUUAAAAGUGUUGUUUUACUUAAAUUCUAAAAUAUAUAGUAGUGAUUGACACUUUAAUUUUGCUCAAUGUACCUCAUUACAUUAACUUUACCCUUAAAUGUCAGCUACUAUGCCAAAACAUCAUCAUAAGGGUCAUUCAUUGUUUUAUUUCUAAUUGAGCAAGGAUGACAUCAAAAGUAAUAAAAUACAGUGAGGAAGACAUGACCAAAGCACUAGAAGCUGUAAAGUCAGGAUAUUCAGUAUCCAGCCAAAUCAUAUAACCAAGAACCACUCUUUUAUACAAACAUACAGGAAAAUAUCCUGUUCAAAGAAAGAUGGAUUCCUUUUGCAAUUGUAACUCAAACAGAAGAGCAAUGGUUACAAUUUUAAAGAAAUCUAUAACUGCGCAUAUCAAUUCAGAUGAUAACGAAGAUUUGUGGAAUGAAUAUAAUGAUGAAGAAACGAGAUUUGUUCAGCCUCAGAAUGCUGGAUUCCGUCCAUUGCCAGGUUUUAGUGCUCGUCCUGUUUCGAACUCUGACUUACCAUUUGGAAAAUGGAAGUUUUUCAAUGAAGAGAAAUAUGAUCAAGAAUGUCCACCACUUUACUUAAUAGCCAAGGAGUGUGCUGCUUUAGGGGGAAUUAUGCCAGAAGGAAAUCUAAAAAAUAUUCUUCUAAGGGCUUGCAAUUGGCUAGAAAUUUGUUAUUCAUGUGGUAAAAAUAAUGGACUUCAACUCGACGACUGCGACACGGGAUUCUUGUAUGGUAUUCGCUCGGUAUGUGAAGGUGACGUUCCUUGCCAGGCCACCGGAAGACUACUACUACUGUCUCUUCGUCAGACUGGAAUCUCACAGAGAUCUCUGACAUCAGUAUGUAAUGCCGAUCGUUGCAUAGAACAGUUCCUCCUCCAGCCUUCUCCUUGAUGUCCAGGAUUUUUCAUAUAUUAGUCACUCGGAGCAAUAAUCUACAUUACAUUUAGGUAACAUUCUUAAAGAAAAAACAAAACUCAGUUCAAAGUAAAAUUCAUAAUAGUAAAAUAGCCAUUUUUGCAUACACAAAGCCAUUUGAUAAGAUUUGCACCUAUUUAUUUAAUUACGUAGCCAAAUUAUUUUAUUUAAAAUAUUUUUUUUACUUACUUAAUGGUAGUUUUGUUUGUAUAUUGUACAUAUAAAUCAUUUGCAUUUAUGCUAAUACUAAGGUUUUCGUCCAUCAAAAAAUAGUCUUUGUGAUCUUGUAAAUAUUCGGCGCUGUAUAAGAGUGUCGAUAAUAACACGAAUGUCCCUUAUACAAUUUAUCCAUAAAUCUGUAUUGAAGGUUUUUUCCUGUAUCCUAAAUUUAUUUUCCAGUCUUAGGUCGAUCGUAGCACCCACUCAAUAUGAUUUGACAAAUUUUCUGCAUUCUCAUUGGCAAGUGGAGUAACUAAGGGGGAAAGAUGUGCACGUGCCCCGCGCCCCAACCUUGAGGGCACCAAAAUGAACCCAUGGAAUGUUUUUGUAAUUAAAAUUGAAUCAGGGACGGUUUGUCUCAGGGGCUAAAACUAUUCGGCCCUGAUAAUCGGUCGCCAUUUUUGAUGUAGUUUCUUAGAGAUUCGAAAUAUUAAAAAAUAAUGAAAAAGUUUA
Molecule: messenger RNA, 1670 nt
Organism: Centruroides sculpturatus (bark scorpion)
Lineage: Eukaryota; Metazoa; Arthropoda; Arachnida; Scorpiones; Buthidae
Exons: 5
Coding region: 390-974 (194 amino acids)
Source: RefSeq, a predicted model, not a curated record